This is a messenger RNA of Iphiclides podalirius (scarce swallowtail), 531 nucleotides long. Lineage: Eukaryota; Metazoa; Arthropoda; Insecta; Lepidoptera; Papilionidae. The record is from the annotation of a GenBank genome assembly.
AUGAGUGAACCUCCGAAAAAAUAUUGUAUUUUUGGUUGUGAUGCUUUAGUUGCGCGGUGUACCCCAACACCGUUUUCCAAAUCCCGUUUUCCAAAUCCUGAGAAGCGUCGUGAUUUAUUUACUGCCUGGGUACUACCGGAGGUCUUCUUAGUUGGUCAACAAUCAAUACCAACCAUUAAUUUGAAUCGUGUGCAGCAAUCACUAUUAACAUUUGUUGAAAUUGACCAUAGUUACUCCUGUCCAAGAAGAGAAUAUUCACAAUCUAAACCUUUGGUUAAUAUAACAAAUAUUCCUGGAACUUCUCUAUGUAAAGUGUCACUAGGUGGCCCCACUAAACGUCAAAUGCCAUCUAGUUCUACAACUUCAAAUAAAGAGAACCAUGAUGAUCUAAAAUCUUCAAAUAAUUUUGGUGCAGAUAAAAUGUUCAAGUAUCUGCAGAAAACGUCUCAGACUUGGUGUGCAAGAAAAGCAAGAAAGAUGCAAAGUGAAAUAAGAACAUUGCACCAACAAGUUAAAUUUCAAGUCACGUCU